AUGGCACGGCUACUUGGGCAGGACCCCGAAUCCCUCGAUCUUAUGCGACACAAGGAAUUCGCCGUGCAACCUUCUCUCCGUGAGGAAAUGCUUCGACAAGAAUUCAUUGCCUAUGUGCAGGGUGGGCGUGGACCAUUGUUUCUGCUCCAUCCGCAACUAUUCCAAACGCUUGCCAACAAGAUCAAGUACGGGGCCAUUUUUGCUCAAACCGCUAUCCGGCCACUCAUGAAACUUCUAUGCAUUCGUCGCGGCAUGCUCACAAGGUUAGAGCUGCCCGACAAGAGUGUUGUUUCACCCGGAGACUCGCUGCCUGUGUCCGCUUCACGAGUUGUGACGUUUCGCUAUGCUCUAUCCAACGCAAGACAAGUCACGAGUCUGUGCCAACGACACUUUGGAGAUCUCCUUUCCCAGUCCGGAGAACACGGUUCCGAACACAUUGGCCACAACAUCUUCCAAGACGCCGCUUCGCAAGUACUGAAUGGUUCAGUGCUGAGGGUUCUUUCGCUUCUCACCACAAACAUUGGCUUCUAUCUGUUGACGCAAUCCAACAUACGAAACGUCAAACUCCUUGGUGACACAGAAGCAGUGAAGAUCCUGGCGGAGCAGAAGCUAGCGCACUUCAGCCAGACGGACGACACUGAAGUUGGCUUGGAGGACCUUGUGCCUGUCGGCGAGGGCUUGGAAUUGACGGGGUUACGAGGGAAUCUGACCUCUGACGAACUGAGGAUGCAGACAAGGGUGAACCAGCAAGCCAGGGUUGUACCUAGCGGGGACGUUGCGGAACGCAAUCCCGUCAUAAAAACGACAGAAAUGGCGGACUUCAGUAGUACUUCUACCAUAAGCAGCCAAGCAGUGUCGUUUCUUUCCCAACUGACCUCCCUGGGAUGGUGA
Messenger RNA from Fusarium keratoplasticum, 891 nucleotides. Its product is annotated as SNF2-rel-dom domain-containing protein. The transcript has a single exon. Bases 1 to 891 code for a protein of 296 amino acids. The record is from RefSeq and is a predicted model, not a curated record. Lineage: Eukaryota; Fungi; Ascomycota; Sordariomycetes; Hypocreales; Nectriaceae.